This is a messenger RNA of Xiphophorus hellerii (green swordtail), 4501 nucleotides long. RefSeq names its product plakophilin 1a (gene pkp1a). Lineage: Eukaryota; Metazoa; Chordata; Actinopteri; Cyprinodontiformes; Poeciliidae. Gene Ontology annotation, molecular function: protein binding. Bases 138 to 2231 code for a protein of 697 amino acids. The transcript has 15 exons. Gene Ontology annotation, biological process: cell-cell adhesion. The record is from RefSeq and is a predicted model, not a curated record. Gene Ontology annotation, cellular component: cytoplasm; adherens junction; plasma membrane.
ACAUUUACCAUAUGUGAGCUCUUUGGCUUAUCCGCUGCACCCGUUGUUGCUGCGCUUCUUCACCGUGGGGCCUCCGCUCUCGUUUGGAGAACUCGUUUGACCCACCCGCUCCAGGUCAGGGAUCCGAGUUUGGGAAGAUGAUGGGACUGCGAUCGACCACGGACACCGGGAGCCCGGACACCUCGCUCGUGACGCCGUCCGACAAGGACCUGAGCUCGGGACAGCAACGCGUGCUGAACCAAGUCAACACCAUUAAGAGGAGCAAAUCGAAGUACAAGAACGGCACGACGAGUCCCACAAGCCCUGCUCCACAGACUUUAAAAACCUCUGACUUUGGAAUGUUCAAGUAUAGGGCAGCUAGCACCUACAGCCGCGCCAACUCCAGCGGGUCAGCCUCUUUCCACAAUAAGAAGAGUCGAAGUCUAACAACUAAAAGUAUGAAGGGAAGAUUAGUGAACUCCAACAUGGAACAAGUCAACACCUCAUCCUGGACAAAAAGCCCCAAUGGGCUGAAACCCAGUCGGAGUGACCCCGUUUUGACUUCAGCUUCUUGUCUUGCUCCAGCACGUAGUAUGAAAGCCAAAGGGCAGAUCAGCUCAAGCCAAAUUCAAGUUACUAAAGAGUCCCGUUCAAUAAUUAAUGGCCCGACUUUCACUGAGAGUCAAACACGCAUUUUUCGGUCACCUUCCACCCAGUCUCAAACCGAUGGCAAGUUGGGCACCAUUAGGGUGUCCAAAAUCGAGCAGUCACCCAUGGUGAACUCUACAGGAUACAUGCAAGAUAAUAUAACCCUAAAAGAGGCCGUGGAUUACCUGUCGAGCUCUAAUGAGAGCUACCAGCAACAUGGGGCCAACUAUAUCCAACACGUCAGCUACAGUGAAGAUUCAGCCAAAGCAGAGGUAUUCGAGCUUAAUGGAAUUCCACCUUUGGUGAACAUGCUGGACAGCAGCAACUCAAGCUUACAAAAGGCCGCUUCUGGUGCUCUGAGAAAUCUUGUCUUCAAGAACAUGGAUAACAAGAUCGAAGUUCAGAAAUACGGUGGCAUAGCUAAGGUCCUGAACCAAAUGAAGAACACAAAGUCUACUGAAACGCAGAGACAACUCGCUGGCCUACUCUGGAACCUGUCUUCCGCUGAAGUACUGAAGAAUGAACUAAUUUCAACAGCACUUAUUGCUCUGACUAAGAAUGUGGUGGUGCCAUUUAGCAUCCCAAAGGAUAACCCAGAAUGUGUAGAUCCAGAAGUUUUCUAUUUUGCCACCGGCUGCUUGAGGAACCUAAGCAGCGGCUCAGCACAGGACAGGGAAAAAAUGCGAACAUGUGAAAACCUCAUUGAGGCCCUGGUGACAUACAUUUCAUCAUGUGAGAAAGAGGGGAAAUCUGAUGAAAAGCCUGUGGAGAACUGUAUGUGUACUCUCCAUAACCUGACAUACCAACUAUGGCAAGAGUGUCCAGAGGCUUCAUUCUCAACAGAGGCUCAAUCUGAGGGUAGGAAAAGCCCCACAGUUGGAUGCUUCAGUCCUAGAAGCAGAAAAGCUAAAGAUGAGAUUUUCUCAAACCCACCGCAAGUCUUGGCAGAAGACAGCAAUAAGAUAGCCCUGGCAUCAUCAAAGGUGGAGUGGUUGUACAAUUCAAAAGCCACAGAUGUGUAUGUUUCACUGCUCAAGUCGUCCGAAAACAAUGCCACUAAGGAGGCCAGCUGUGGUGCCAUGCAGAACCUCACUGCGAGCAAAGAAAAGGGGUCUGUAGCUGUGAGUGAGCAUUUGUUCAAGCAACUUGCGGACAAUUUUCUGCUGUCCAGUCUAUUGCGGUCCAACGCUACUCAAAAGACGUAUGCCUCUCUUCUGGAUAACAUGUCUCGCAAACCCACUUUACUAUCCCAGAUGGCACCGAAGAUUUUGCCUGAACUUGGGAAGGUUUUGUCUGACGACGCUUGGCAAGAGGAAGCUCAUCCUGACACUGUUGCAACUGUUUGCAAUGUGUUACAUAGACUGCUGCUGGUAGACCGGGACAUCAGCAAGAAGACCAUGAGUGCAAAAGUGAUUAUAGGACUGCUGGGGAUAAGUGAGAGAGAUCCUGAAGACAGUGGAUCCCUUGCAGCCUCAAAACUGCUACACAACUUGUGGACAGAUAAGUUUCUGAGAAGCACCAUAAAACAUCUGAAAUUUGACAAAUUCAAAUUUGUUAAUCCAAAAACCAUAGCAGCUGCCACGGAGUCCACGCCCGAUGAAUGAAUGUCCACCCCGAGAUUAAUAAGAGAAGGAAACCCGCCUGAUCAGAAGCUUCUGCAGCCACACCCUUAAAAUCUUCACUGCCAACCUUGUUGGAAGAAGUUAUGUCCUUCUUACGCUAUGUAUAUAGAGUGGAGAGAUUUUAGCCUCGUGAAUAAUCAAAAGUUGCUUGUAAUUUAAUUUGACAGUGUUUGUGCGUUUCGGUAGGCUAAGUGUGAGAGCUAGGUGUGCGUUAGUGCCAAAAUCAAAUUCAUGCAGCCUUCAAUACACAUGACCACUUCAUGGAUUGUGACUUGCAGCGAUUCUUAAGAGUCACAAGUUGCAUCGCUGUAAAAUAUUACAAUGUUAUCAGUUACUAGUGGCUAGAACAUAACACAUCCAUGAUGAUGUUUAGAACUGACAUAUACAUCAGAAACAUGAAAAAAGUUAAGAAAUAUGUUUUUUGGGGGAGAGGGGGUUUAUGUGUACGUGGAAAAUUAAGUGUUUUUAGUAACACUUAAGUAAUAUCAAGCAAAUAAAAAUUCAGUUUGAGGUCAAAAUAAGUACACCACCAGUUUAUAUCAUGAAUAGAAUAGUCGGAAAAUAUCAUGUUCACAUUUAAAAAAUUUAUUUGUUGUUGAUGUUAAAAAUGCUAUGUUUCUGUAAUUGUAUAUAUAUAUAUGUAUACAUGUUAUUCUAUGAUAAAAAAAAAAACAUGCACAUAAACAUGGUAUUAUCAAUGUGUGAAAAGUCCAUAUUUCACAUAUGGAUCUGGCAACUAUUCAUUUUGCUUCUUUGCCAUUUCAUACAGUUUGAACCCAUUACUUCCUUUAAAAGCUGUCUAUUUUGAAGUUUCGUGACAAAAUGUUCACUAUACUCAUUUAAAAACGUUUUCACAAACAUUAAUUCUAUUUCUUAUUCAACAAUCCCAACUUCUUUAAAGUCUCUUUGCACUAAAUGAUGUACAACGUGUAUAAGAUUCAGCUUAUCAGGCCAAAAAAAUAAAUCAUACAUUUUCAGAAAGAAAAAAAAAAGAACAUAAUUUUCUUCCAGGUAUGAAAUGGAAGUGGGUUGGGACAAGCUGGCAGUGUGUGUCUACUAAAUGGGAGUGUGACUUCGCAAAGGAUCAAUUUGACUCUAGCUGCUUGCUGGCUCUUAACAGACAUUUACCAACAGUUACAGCCUGGCCUCUCUUAAAGGUUAUAAAAUACACCUAUUUGUUUUGCUAAUGCUUGUUUAUUGACAUGUUGCCAAUUUUGUUUGAAACACAACUACAGAGACACCUCUUGACACAUUCCUGUAAUUUUACGGUGUUUAUAUAGUAUACAAGGCUUUUUAUUUUUCAGUUUUUGUGAAUCAUUUUUAAAGUGAUAAAUAUUCCACGUCUGAUUUUAUGCUUUAUGCUGGCAGUGACUUCACUGACUGGUGGCUCACACAGACACUACGGUUAUAUCAGUGGUCUUCAAUGGAUACUUCUAGGUUUCUUAAGAUGUGCAGUACUGGGGGAGGGGAGGGAUUCUUCUUUUUUAUUGCCCUGUCACUGAAUGUGCAUAUUAUGUAAUUUGUAUUUCUGAUAUAGGUUCGUGUUUUUUCGACAUUGACUUGAAUUUUUAUGAAAAACCAGAAAAAAUCGAGGCAAAGUGGUAGCAUGAGCGAGUGAUGCAUUUAAAGGAGUUUUGUGCAGCAGUAAAGAGUCAGGCCUGUCAGCCACCGCCUUAUAGCAGGUGGAGCCAGCGAUGAGGGAUGUUGGCAACACUCUCUUAAGUGUUCUUUGAUGCAAUUUAGCUAAUUGCAGAGCUGGAAAUAAAAAGGCUGUACCUUUUUACGUAAGCAUAAUGAAUAAUGAGCUAAGCUCAAAUCAUCGGGCAGGAGGAAGACACAGAUGUUUUUUUUUGUCCAACUCAUCAUGUUUUCUCUCUCUCUCUCUUGCAACCUUACAGCGUUAUGGGGUCUUUACAGGGUAUCUGUUUUGACAGAGCUACUGUCUAUUUCUUUGAACAAAAAAAACCCAAACAUGUUUCCUGUUGGUGCAGAUUGUGUAACAAACGAUAAAAGACAUCUCAGCUAUUUGUUAAGGUGGUUGGCAGCUGUUAGGAUUCCCUAUCAACCCAAAGCGAAAGACAUUGGACAUUUUUAUACUUGGCUGUCUUAAGGUUCCUCUGCCUUAGGCUCGAUCACCUUCAGUAUUGUUUGGAAUGUUUUUUGAGAAUUGCGUAUGUUACAUUUUAUUAGGAGUUUUGUUAUUAAGUUGUUACUUUACAUGCAAAAAUAAACAGCUAUGCAAGCAAAGAGUG